AUGAGCCAAUCCAACGAGACCGACCCAGAUCCGCACGCCCUACCACACCAACAGCUCAGCUUGCAUCCUCCCUGGACAGACUCGACGCGUUCCCCCACAUCUCCCCAACCCAGAGACUCGUACAGUGCGAGCAGCAUCCCCGAUCACAACUCGGACAUCUACAUCAACAGCUACUACUAUGGCAACACCGACAUGUCGGAGCUCGCUGCUGCCAGCCCCAACCCAACUCUCGCUCAGAGCCCUCUCAGCUCGGCCAACCCCACCAAUUCCAACGACGAUCGCCUCCUGAGACGACUCAGCUGGGACCACUCUCACGACCCGCCCCAUCACCAAGCCCAUCCAGCUACACAGCCAGCUACACCGCCAGCCGCACCAUCCAGCUCACAUCGGCGCAGCAUUUCUUCCAUCGAUGCAGGCAUCCUUACCGGCCCACUCGAGCUCUCGCCCCAGCAACCACACGCAAGCCAAUCUAUGCACUAUGGCUACAGCGCCGAGUCGGAUGUCACCUACAUCACCGAGGACAACGAUAGAGCACUGCUCACUUUGCAAACCCAUGCUCUUCCAUCUCGCUCAGUCAAAUACCAUGAGCCAGAUCACCAUCACUUGCACCGCACUGCUUCGCCCGACGCCAUCGAACAGGCUCACGAACCCACGCUCAAAUCCAGCGCAGACGUCUACGCCACUUGCAAUUACGACAGAGCCAGGUCCGGUCUCGACCGUUUCACCAAGUCGAUCCGCAGAAUGAGUCGCCGCGUCGUCCACCAUCAGCAGCAUCACGCUCACAUCCCACUCACAGAUCAGGAUCCCGAAGAAAGCGAUUCAUCCGCCGUCGCCGCCGCCACCACCACCACCUUGACUCACCCCGAUCGACAGCCAUCUUCAUCUCACCACGUCCGCCCAAGCACCCACCAGUUGCAGCUAUUACGAGGCAAAAGUCUAGGUCUCUUUGGCCCCGACAAUCCUCUUCGCAAGUCGCUUGCCGCGCUGCUUUCCCAAUGGUGGAUGGAACCACUCAUCUUGCUCCUCAUCCUUGCCAACACCGUCACCCUCGUCGUACAGGCCGCUCCCAGCGUCUAUGCACAUCCAAGACCCGACAACUACUUUGGCGCCAUCCCCGACUACAUCCUACUCGCCAUCUUUGGCAUCUACACCCUUGAGAUCCUCGCUCGCAUCAUCGUGUCUGGUUUGGUCAUCAACCCGCCUCCGCUCUACGCUGCGCCCAUCCCAACGGCCCACGACGAUCACUCAGGUACGUCCGACGCCACCACAAAGCAAUCCUUUUCCACCUCCCCCGAGCACAAGCGCCAAAUGUCCAGAUCCAACACGCUCGACACGCUCGGCCUCUUUGGCGGCAACCUCAAAUCUACCGCCCAGAAGGUGCUUGCAGGCAACUCGGGCCUGACCGAGUCCUACUUUGAGUCACGCCGAGCUUCGGCAACAGCAACGCAAACGCAAACCAUCACGCUUGCCUCCUCUGCCCCGCAUACGCAUGACCCUUUGUCGACGCACCAACAGUCUCGACAUCCUGCUCGACAUGUCAAUCAGAGCGAGACCAGCAUGUUUCUUUCCGAAUCCACCGCGCCCUCAUUCUGGCAAAACACAAAGACGCCCUUCGCCGAAGCUUUCGAGAAGCAACGCGUGCAGGCAGUCCAUCACGCUUUCUUGCGCCAUUCCUGGAAUCGUGUCGAUGUAGUCGCCGUCGUCGCUUUCUGGAUCGCUUUCGCCUUGGCUCUCGGUGGUCAAGAAUCCGCCAACCAUCACCACAUCUACAUCUUUCGAGCGCUUAGCGUCCUCCGUUGUGCUCGUCUUCUCACCGCCACUAGCGGUACCACCACCAUCUUGCACUCGCUCAAGGCCUCCGCCUUUAUCCUGCUCAGCGUUACCUUCUUCACUGGCUAUGCCAUGCUUCUCUUUGGCAUCAUCGGCAUUCAGAGUUUCGAGGGCUCCUACCGCAGAAACUGUGUCUGGGUCGGUGAUCUCAACGGACAGCCGGGCAACAACAAUACUCUCUCACAACUCUGCGGAGGCUAUCUUACCACCGCCGGUCAAACACUCGGUCACGUCCUCGUCGAUGGCGCUCCCUCCGGCUCGUCUCCCAAAGGUUUCAUCUGUCCGCGAGGUCAAGUAUGCCAAGAGCAAUCCACCAACCCCGAAUCCAACACGCAGUCCUUCGAUAACAUUAUCACCUCGCUUCUCCAAGUCGUCAUCGUCAUCUCGUCCAACAACUGGUCGCAGACCAUGUACGACAUGAUCGACGCCGACUACUAUUCUUCCUGCAUCUACUUUAUCGUCGGAAUCAUCAUUCUCAACUUUUGGCUCGCAAACUUGUUUGUCGCCGUUAUCACAAAUAGCUUUGCUACCCUCACCGCACGUACCCAGCGCAGUGCUUUUGCCGAUCAAAUCCUUCAGGACAACUCCAACAAAGACCAAACCCAACUCCAAAAAGGAAGGCUCAAGUCGCUCGCCCUCGGCUUCAAGCGUGUGUGGGGCUACACAAAAUACCUCUGGAUCCUCGCCAUCAUCUUUGACGUAGCUACCCAAGCGUCUCGCGCAACCUACCUGCAACCGGCAGAGAUUCAAAAGCGCGCCAGAAUCGAGCUCUACUUUACCCUUGCCUUUGAUUUUGAGAUCGCAAUGCGCUUCCUUGCCUUUGUGCUCGAUGGUGACUGGCGUGGCUUCCUCGCCUCCAAGCAGAAUCGCGCCGAUUUCUUCUUGGCCUUGGUCACCAGCCUCAUCCAGAUUCCCGUCAUCAAGUCGUCCCAAGUCUACCCUUGGCUCACCUUUUUCCAGCUCGCCCGUUUCUAUCGAGUCAUCGCUGCCAUUCCGCGCAUGCGUGUGCUGCUGGUCCGAGCAUUUGGCUCACUCAACAAGAUGCUCAACAUGGUGCUCUUUCUGCUCCUCAUCGUUGGCCUCGCUUCCUUGAUAGCUACCCAGCUCUUCCGCGGAGACAUUCCGCAGCAAAGCGAUGGCCAGUGGACAGAGAUGACAUUCAAGCAUUCUUUCAACUCCUUCCUCGCCAUGUACCAGAUCUUCACCUCGGAAAACUGGACCGACGUCCUCUUUAGCGCUACUUCCAACGAGGUCGAGUACAAGCAGGCUGUCAUCGCCGCUAUUUUCCUGUCGGGCUGGUUUCUCUUUGCCAACUUUAUCGUGCUUCAAAUGUUCAUUGCCGUCAUCAACGAGAACUUCAGCGUUGCCGAGCACGAAAAGCGUCAGCAGCAAUUGGAGCAGUACCUCCGCCGCAACGAGCCACCGCCCUUGUCCUUCACUGCGCGUCUACUCAACAGGCUCAGUCCCUAUCGAUGGCUCAAGCGACGCAACGCAGCUCAUACAGGCUCGGCCGACUCCGAGCACGGCCGCAGCGACCACGCUGGUAGCGCCAGUGGUCAGACCAACAAGAUCGUCGGAGGAUCCAAGCUGGACAAGCGCACAGAUCAAGAAAAAAAGCAACGCCCCAUCUCGAUCCACCACAUGGUAGACACCUCAACGGCUACGGCACAUCGCACCGUCAACACGGUCAGGAAGAUGCUCCGUCUCGAUCAGCCGGAUGAGGAGGUGCCACUCGACAAUCUGCAGGCGCGCAGACUGCGCAGCAGUAUGCAUGUAGACGACUUGCUCCACUCCCGAGCUCCAAGCUCUGCUUACGAUGCUGAUCCAUCCGAUCAAGCAGCGCAUCGGUUUGCCAGUGAGCGCAGGAUGCAGAGGAUGCGAUCCGACCUCGGUCUCGCCUCGGAAUUCGGCGCACAUGAUGCAUCUCGCGCUUUCCUUCCACGUCCCCACAACGAUACGCGCCUCGAGCAGGCUCGGUUCAUCGCAACCCAUCCGUCGUACGACAAGUCGUACUUUCUGUUCUCCAACCACAAUCGUUUCAGACGCUUCUGCCAGAGUCUAGUCCCCUCAUCACAUGGAGAGCGUCUCUUUGGACGACCAGUCUCGCCCUACCGACACAAGCUUUUCCAAAUCCUCGUGUUUCUCGGCAUCGUAGGCUCGGUCGUCUCUGCCGCCAUCGCCACACCUGUCUAUCGACGUGACUACUACGCAAAGUAUGGCCUUAUCCGUGCUUCGUGGUUUUCGAUUCUCGAAAUCAGUCUGUCGUCGCUGUUUUUGGCCGAGUUCAUGGUUAAGACCAUCGCAGAUGGCCUUGCUUUCACACCCAAUGCAUACGUGCUCAGCAUCUGGAAUUCGCUCGACCUGUUUGUGCUGACCACCCUGCUCAUCAACGUCAUCACCGAGCUUGCUGUGAUCGGAGGUGUCUCGAGGUUCACCCGAGCCUUGAAGGCUUUCCGCGCGCUCAGACUCAUCAACUUGUCGUCACUCAUGCGCGACACGUUCCAUGCCGUCAUGAUUGCAGGUGCCGGCCGCAUUCUUGACGCCUCUAUCUUGUCGAUUCUCUACAUCAUUCCCUACGCAAUUUGGGGGCAGAACCUGUUUGCAGGAUUGCUUUACUCAUGCAACGACACGUCGAAUUCCAUUCAGACAAAGUUUGACUGUUGGGGCGAGUACAUCACCUCGCCAGGCAACUUUGACUUCUUGGCUCCCCGAGUUUGGGGCAACCCGACCGAAGGCAGCGUCUAUUCGUUUGACGACUUCAAGGGAGCCAUGCUCAUCCUGUUCGAGAUUAUUUCGCUCGAGGGUUGGAUCGACGUCAUGUCGACUGCCAUGGGCGUCGCAGGUAAGGAUCAGCAGCUGCAGAACGACAAUCGACAGGUUAAUGCGCUCUUCUUCCUCAUCUACAACUUGGUUGGUAGUACCACCGUCUUGACACUCUUUGUGUCGGUCAUCAUCGAGAACUUCCAGACGUUUUCGGGUGCUGCUUUCCAGACAGCCGGUCAGAGGCAGUGGGUCGAUCUGCGCAGAUUGAUCCUGCGCCAGCGACCUUCCAAGAGGCCAAAGCACCGACCCUCGCAGGCUGUCAGGGCGUGGUGCUACGAUCGUAUGCUCAACAAGAACGGCUGGUGGAGUCGCACGAUGACCUUGGUGUAUCUGUCGACCCUUGUCACGCUCAUGACGCAGCAGUAUUCCGAUCCAGCAUGGGCCAAUCAGCUGCGAGAUGCUCUCUACCUCGGCUAUACCGCCAUCUACGCCUUGGACAUCGUCGCCCGUCUGCUGGGUCUUGGCUGGAGGAGCUAUCGGGAGAAUCCGUGGAAUCUGUACGAUCUCUUUGUCGUCUCAGGCACACUCGCUACAACGCUUCCGCUGCUCACUGGAAGCGGAGACAGCAGCGUGGUGGUACAGUUCCAGAAGCUUUUUCUCACGUGCGUCGCUCUCAAAUUGGUGCAGAAGAAUCAUGCGCUGAACCAGCUCUUCAAGACGGCGUUCGCGUCCUUGCCCGCCAUUCUUAGUCUGUUCCUCUUGUGGCUCACCAUGUUCUUGGUGUGGGCUAUCAUGCUGCUCGAGGUGUUCGGGCUGACCAAGUGGGGACCCAACGAGACUUACUCGAAGAAUUUCUCGACCUUUAUCAGAUCGAUGGUGUUCCUCAGUAUGAUUUCAACGGGCGAGGGAUGGAAUUCUUUCAUGCACGACUACACGCUUUCGCCGCCUCAGUGUACACCGGCAGCCAGCUACCUCAUGACGGAUUGUGGCAGCGAGCCCUGGGCUUACGCGCUCUUCAUCAGCUGGAAUGUCAUCUCGAUGUACAUCUUCCUCAACAUGUUUACGGGUACGGUUGUCGAAAAUUUCUCAUACAUUUUCGACCUCGGAAGCAAAGCGAUCCUCACGCCUUCGGACAUUCGGUAUUUCAAGAGCAGCUGGGCACAAGUCGACCGUCAAAGGAAGGGCUACAUUCAAAAACAUCAGAUUGUUCCCUUCCUCGCUUCUGUCAAAGGUGCUUUGGAAGUGGGUAUGUAUCCGCCAGAGUGCUCUUUGCAAACGCUCAAAGCCGCUCUGGCGCAAGAAACGGCUGCUUCUCCGAGCCCAUCCACCGAUGGCAAGGGCAAGGGCGCUUUCGACUUUUUCAAGAAUGCCUCAUCACCGUUGCGCUCGCCCUUGCGCGACAACGGGGGUAGGGACAAGGACGGACAAGGGAUCUUUGCGUGGCCAUCAUCGUCAGCAGGAGAGCAGGCUGAACGCGCAGCACCGCAGACCGAUGCCGAAAGGCUGGCACGCGCUCUGUCAACUGUGGAUACCAAGGAUCUGCGCAUGCGCCGGCAACGCUUCAACCGGCUCUACCACGAAGCUGUGUUACUCGCGCAUCCGCGUAAGGGCAUUUCCUUCACGGACAUGCUGUUGCUGUUGGCACGCACCAAGCUGGUCGACGAGACCGAGGCACUCAACGUCGAAGAGCUCAUUGAGAGACAAGACGUGAUGGAGCAGAUUGAACAUCGCAUUCGACUCGAUCGGGUGCGCGGUCUACUGCAGAUGGGCUACUGGCGACGCAGGUUCCUCGCUCUGCGCGACGAGCUGCAUAAAGGCGAUGCGGGUGGAGAGGCGGUACCGACGAUCCUAGUGCACGAGAGCCCAAGCAGAUCCUCUCGGCCUUCGUUGCCUACGCUGACCAUUCCUGGCUCGCCACCGUCUUCGACAAUGUCGCCAACACGUGUAGCGCCAGAUGCGACUGCAAAGCCGCGUUUGACGCUGGCACCGUCGCAGCCGUCACUGCAGCAGUUAGAACUGCGUGCAUCGCCGGUGAUUGAGUCGUUCGAAGCUACAGCGUGGGGCGAGGUGAUGAAGAGGAUCGACAGCAGCCAGGAUGGACAUGCGUCGAGCCCAACUCACAGCGGCCGCAGUAGCGCUCAGAGGGAGGAUGGACCACGUAGCCAAAAGGGCGGCACGAACGACCAUGGUUGGUUCUGA
Molecule: messenger RNA, 6792 nt
Organism: Mycosarcoma maydis (corn smut)
Lineage: Eukaryota; Fungi; Basidiomycota; Ustilaginomycetes; Ustilaginales
Exons: 1
Coding region: 1-6792 (2263 amino acids)
Biological process (GO): calcium ion import across plasma membrane
Cellular component (GO): voltage-gated calcium channel complex; membrane
Molecular function (GO): high voltage-gated calcium channel activity
Source: RefSeq, a predicted model, not a curated record